This is a messenger RNA of Centruroides sculpturatus (bark scorpion), 2369 nucleotides long. RefSeq names its product vitamin D 25-hydroxylase-like. Gene Ontology annotation, molecular function: iron ion binding; oxidoreductase activity, acting on paired donors, with incorporation or reduction of molecular oxygen; heme binding. The coding region runs from base 548 to 1960 and encodes 470 amino acids. The record is from RefSeq and is a predicted model, not a curated record. NCBI's taxonomy places the organism in Eukaryota, Metazoa, Arthropoda, Arachnida, Scorpiones, Buthidae. The transcript is spliced from 8 exons.
GUUUAAAAUUAACUGGGAACCUUAUAGAAACUUUAAAUAUUCAGACAAAACCAUGAUUAUUUAUUAGCUAUAAAUUAUGUUAGGAACUCGUUUCUAUUCAAUUAUUAAAAAGACUGAAAAGUGAGUAUAUAUUCAUCUAAGAUUGUUAUAUUAGAAAAAAUACUAGUAAGGGAUGUUUUAUGUAUUUUCAUAUCACCAAUCAAUCUUACAGUAUUUAAAUGUUCCUUCUAACUUUAAUGAUAACUAUCAAGUAAAAUUGUAAAAUUAAAUGUAUUUGAACUUAAUCUUUUGAUUGCUUUUUUUUAAAAAAACAAAAAUCCUAACUACUAUUUAUAAAUAAGGAAACUUUAGAUGUAAUAAGGAAGCUUUGGUGAAAUAAGGAAGAACAACUGUAAUAUAUUAAUUAAUUACUUAUCUUACUAAUUUUCACAGGGAAGGAAAAUUUUUAAUUGAUUAGUGUUUAUAACUUAUAAAUAUGAAAAACAACGAGUGAAGUUAAUUUACAAGACAACAGAACGUCAAGGUUAACAUAUAAAUUAUUGACACCAUGUCAAACUUUUGGAAUUAUUAUUUUGUUUCUAUUUUGGUUGUGGUUAUAUUGACAAUAAUUAAUGUUUUAAGAAAUUACUUUUCGAGGCCGAAAAAUUUUCCUCCUGGUCCUUCGGGUCUGCCCUUUGUAGGUUAUUUGCCUUUUCUUGGUGAAGAAGCACAUUUAAAACUUUAUAAACUUCGUUUGAAAUACGGUGGGAUUUUCAGUGUUCUUCUUGGAAGCAAGAGAAUAGUAGUAUUAUCUAGUUAUGAUGUGAUGAAAGAAGCGUAUAGUAAAUCAGCCUUACUUGGUCGCCCUCCAAUCACUGCUUUUGAUUUCAUUUUUAAACUUAGAGGUAUAGGAAUGUCCAGUGGAGAAGAAUGGGUCGAAAAUCGCCGAUUUGUCAUUAAUAAUUUGAGGAUAUUUAACGAAAGAUAUGAUUUAGCAAUUGAGGAAGAAAUACUGCUGCUGUUACGAGAAUUGGCUCAGAGUAAAGGUCGUCCAUUCAACUUCCACCAACUUUCAUUAUCCAGCAUAACUAACGUUAUCUUCAGUUUUGUGUCAGGUGUAAGGUUCGAUUAUCAUGAUCCUACAAAGAAAACUAUCGAAGAGUUUAUUGAAAUAUACACAAAAUAUUUGGGCAUGAUUUCUUAUAGUUUAUUUAUCCCUUGGAUUAAAAUUUUGCAUCUUGUUUCUCUUGGAAUGAAUCGUCCUUUCAUGAAGAAAAUGACAGCCGUUUAUGAAAAACUAAUUGCAGAAUUUGAUAGUAUUUUUAAAGAAUACGAUAAUAAAAAUAUUAAGAAUAUUUCGGAAGCUUAUAUCUAUGAAGUAGAGAAAAGUAAAAAUAGUCCUGAAUCACCUUAUACCGUUCUAGGUUAUGUCGGUAAUAUGGCCACAAUAUUAGCAGCUGGGUUCGAUACUACAGCUGCAUCAUUAUCGUGGACCAUAUUAGCAUUAGCAGCGUAUCCCAAAAUUCAGAGAAAAGUUCAGGAAGAAAUAGAUGCAGUUUUCGGUACCGAACACCCAGUUUGGGAGGAUAGAAUACGUUUACCUUAUACUCAAGCAGUUAUCAUGGAAAUACAAAGAUGGAGGACUAUACUACCCCUUUCUGGCUUAAGAUAUAUUUGGAGCAUUCACAACGAUCCCUCGUACUGGGAUAAUCCGGAAGAAUUUGUACCGGAGAGAUUUCUAACAGAAGACGGUUCGAGCAUCGAGAAAUUGAAAUCUUUCUCUCCAUUUUCCUACGGUAAACGUUCUUGUCCGGCGGAAGGAAUCGCUUAUAAGGAAAUUUUCUUGUUUUUGACCUCGAUCCUUCAGAAGUUCGAAGUUGUUUGGCCAGAAUCGACACCACCGGAUUUAGGAGGAGUAACGGGAGGAGGAAUCGCUUUAAUGCCUAAACCUUAUCAGUUAACUUUUGUACCUCGGAAAUAGACGAAUAAUUUUAUAUUUUGUAGAUAUAAUUAAACAAAUCUUUAAAAAAUCUAAUUUUAUAUAAUGUGUGUGUGUGUGUGUGUGUACGUACAUAUACAUUUUUCCAUACGUACUGUAAAUAGGUACUGCACAUUAAGUCUGACUCUCACUUUAGAUAUGACACGUAAUGCCCCACUGUCUCCCCAUGUUUUUGACCUUUAAUUACCAAAAUUUAAUAGCGUCAAUGCCCACUAUAUAAAAAUAACCCUGUCAACUUUGAGAAUUUUUGAUUCGUCCAGAUUGAGAUAUAAUGCAAAAUGAACAGAAAGUAUUGUAAAAGUUUGUGUUACAUUUUUGUAUUCCUAGAAUGCCAAAACCUUGAGAAAUGCAAAAGGAAGUUUGACCGAUUACCACACAUUCCUGUGUUGUA